Cynara cardunculus var. scolymus (artichoke) is the source of this 2122-nucleotide messenger RNA. Its product is annotated as lipoamide acyltransferase component of branched-chain alpha-keto acid dehydrogenase complex, mitochondrial. Lineage: Eukaryota; Viridiplantae; Streptophyta; Magnoliopsida; Asterales; Asteraceae. The transcript is spliced from 8 exons. Bases 279 to 1796 code for a protein of 505 amino acids. The record is from RefSeq and is a predicted model, not a curated record. Gene Ontology annotation, molecular function: acetyltransferase activity; lipoic acid binding. Gene Ontology annotation, cellular component: cytoplasm; mitochondrion.
AAAGGGAUGGUGCUUAUCCGAUGCGUCGCGCCAGAAUAUACAAACAAGAGAGAGAGUUUGGUAGCAUGAACUGCUUGACCCUACAAGAGUUAUUAAGGUUAUCAAACUGUCACACUCCGAUUCAUCCUUUUAUUUCUUCAUAAGAAGCAAUUUCUAUCCAUCAAACUACACAUAUUUUUUGGUUAUAUCGCUUCGGUUUACGGAUUACCUGCUCAUUGAUUUGUAUUCCUAAUCUAUUUGGCGAUUUCUGUGUGUCAAUCGGGUCGGAUCUCCUCAAGAUGUUGUUGUCUCGCCGGAUUCUAAGUGGAAGGUCUUGGAACUCCGGUAGGAGAUGCUUGUGUUACCUCACUUCGAUACCUCCAACGACGGUGGUAAAACCACCUACCAUUGCCCAAUUCUCAAGCGCAGCUCUACCUUUUUCGAAGGCAAAGUUUGACUGCUCUUACAAGUUGAACAAUUGUUACAAUGUCAUGGGGCACUACUUUUCAACUAAUGCACUGGAUAGUCAAGCAGUUGAUGGUGUUGUUGAUGUACCUUUAGCACAAACUGGUGAGGGUAUUGCAGAAUGUGAACUCCUCAAGUGGUUUGUACACGAGGGAGACCAAGUUGAAGAAUAUCAACCUCUUUGUGAAGUUCAAAGUGAUAAAGCAACUAUAGAGAUAACAAGUCGCUAUAAGGGGAGAGUUUUUAAGGUUCUGCAUAUUCCUGGUGACAUUGUGAAGGUUGGAGAAACUCUAUUAAAAUUAACGGUCGAUGAUUCUCCAGUUGCAUUUGCUGUUUCUGAGACAUUACUAAGUUCUGAUACAUCUAAUUCUGAUACAUCUAAUUCUGAUGACCUCAAGCCAGAGCUCAGAAAAACUCAACAGGGUGGAGCUUUAUCCACCCCUGCUGUUCGGGUCCUUGCAAAGCAGCAUGGUAUUGAUAUUGAUGAUGUCCUUGGAACUGGUAAAGAUGGAAGAGUAUUAAAAGAAGACAUCCUCAAAUAUUCUGUGGAAAAAGGAAUUAUUACCGACAAACCUGUGUUUAAUCCUAGUUCUAUCGAACCCAUGUCGGGACCAGAAGAAAAACUCCAUGAGAUAGCCGAGUCACUUUAUCAGGAUAAGAUAUUAUCUCUGAGGGGUUAUCAGCGUGCAAUGGUUAAGUCGAUGACUGCAGCUGCUAGUAUUCCUCAUUUUCAUUAUGUGGAAGAAAUAAACUUUGAUGGGCUUGUAGAGCUUAAAGCAGCUUUCCAAAAAGAGAAUUCUGAUCCAGAUGUCAAAUUCACGUUCCUACCCGUGAUGAUAAAAUCGCUUUCCAUGGCUUUGACUACACAUCCCAUAGUCAAUAGUACCUUCAAUUUGGAAAAGUAUGAAGUCACUCUAAAAGGCUCUCACAACAUUGGAAUUGCCAUGGCUACACCAGCUGGACUAGUAGUACCGAACAUCAAGAAUGUUCAAUCUCUUUCCAUAUUGGAGAUAACUAAGGAACUAUCACGGCUACAAAAGUUGGCGAUGGCAAACAAGCUUCCACCUUCAGAUAUAUCUGGUGGAACCAUAACUUUGAGCAAUAUUGGCUCGAUUGGUGGGAAGUUUGGUUCACCCCUCAUUAAUGUUCCUGAAGUUGCCAUCAUAGCCCUUGGUCGAGUUCAGAAAGUUGCUCAUUUCAGGGAUGACGGAACCGUUUACCCUGUCUCUCUUAUGACGGUGGACGUAGCAGCAGACCACAGAAUUCUUGAUGGAGCAAAUGUUGCGCUAUUCUGCAAAGAAUGGAAGCUGUUCCUUGAAAAACCGGAGUUGCUGUUGCUGCAUAUGAGAUAAUCUGUCAUUUAGCUGUCAUCUUCAUUAGUCGUUCUCGUUUCCUACAUGCUUGGAAUUUGCCGUGGUGUUUCUUACAAGUUGUUGCGGAUCAUGCGUGUGACGAGUUUCUAGCCAAAUUGAUGAGAUGCAGGCUAUGGAAAUGGAACACAUGUUCUUUCCUAGGUUGACUUUGAUGGAUUUUAGUUAAAACGCUGUUCAACAUGAAUCUAUCUUACUUCAAAAAUAGAAAGUAGCUCCCAAAACCCGACAAGUUGUUGAAUCAAAAAGUUUGUUUUGUUAAUAAACGUUGUUUUAAAGAAGUAAUUUUAAUGACAAAAAAGAGCGAU